AUUCUGCACAAACACAGUUUACUCAACACACCACACACACGCACACACGCGCGCACACCCGCGCGCACCGGCCCCCGCGCGCACCCGCACGGAGGGCGCGAGCGAGCAGACGCGCACACCCGGCGAGCCAAGUUCCGCAGCCUGGCAUGGCUUCUGGGGACCUUUACGAGGUUGAAAGGAUUGUAGACAAGAGGAAGAACAAGAAGGGAAAAUGGGAGUAUCUGAUCCGGUGGAAGGGCUACGGGAGCACGGAGGACACGUGGGAGCCAGAGCACCACCUCCUGCACUGUGAGGAGUUUAUCGACGAGUUCAACGGGCUGCACGUGUCCAAAGAUAAGAGGAUCAAGUCGGGGAAGCAGCCCGGCACCUCCAAGCUCCUGCGGGAUGGCCGCGGCCCGUCGGUCGAGAAGCUCUCGCACAGACCUUCAGAGCCUGGAAAGAGCAAGGCGACCUCCCAUAAACGGAAGCGAAUCAACCCUCCCCUGUCCAAGCUGAAGAAAGGGUAUUCAGGCAAACCCCCCGCGGGAGGCGACAGGGCCGCCAAGACAGUGUCUUACAGGACUACCCCCAGUGGCUUGCAAAUAAUGCCCCUGAAGAAGGCCCAGAACGGGGUGGAAAACGGGGAUGCCGGCUCCGAGAAGGAUGAGAGGCACUUUGGAAACGGGUCCCACCAGCCUGGCCUGGAUUUGAAUGACCACGUCGGAGAGCAGGAUGUGGGCGAAUGUGACGUGAACCACGCCACCACGCUGGCGGAGAACGGGCUCGGCUCCGCCCUGACCAACGGGACACUGAACCUGCACAGCCCCGUGAAGCGGAAGCUGGAGGCGGAGAAGGACUACGUCUUCGACAAGAGGCUCAGGUACAGCGUCCGCCAGAACGAAAGCAACUGUCGGUUUCGAGACAUCGUGGUGCGGAAGGAAGAGGGGUUCACGCACAUCCUGCUGUCCAGUCAGACCUCGGAUAACAACGCGCUGACGCCCGAGAUCAUGAAGGAGGUCCGGCGCGCGCUCUGCAACGCGGCCACCGACGACAGCAAACUGCUGCUGCUCAGCGCCGUGGGGAGCGUGUUCUGCAGCGGCUUGGAUUAUUCCUACCUAAUCGGCCGGUUGUCCAGCGACCGGCGAAAGGAGAGCACCCGGAUUGCAGAAGCCAUCAGGGACUUCGUGAAGGCCUUCAUCCAGUUUAAGAAGCCCAUCGUGGUGGCCAUCAACGGGCCGGCCCUGGGCCUGGGCGCCUCCAUCCUGCCCCUCUGCGACAUCGUGUGGGCCAGCGAGAAGGCCUGGUUCCAGACGCCGUACGCCACCAUCCGCCUCACGCCCGCCGGCUGCUCCUCGUACACCUUCCCCCAGAUCCUGGGCGUAGCGCUGGCCAACGAGAUGCUGUUCUGCGGGCGGAAGCUCACUGCCCAGGAGGCGUGCAGCAGGGGGCUGGUGUCGCAGGUCUUCUGGCCCACCACGUUCAGCCAGGAGGUCAUGCUUCGGGUCAAGGAGAUGGCGUCCUGCAGCGCCGUGGUGUUGGAAGAGUCCAAAUGCCUCGUUCGGAGCUUCUUGAAAUCGGUGCUGGAAGACGUGAACGAGAAGGAAUGCCUCAUGCUCAAGCAGCUCUGGAGCUCCUCCAAAGGCCUGGACUCGCUGUUCAGCUACCUGCAGGACAAAAUUUACGAAGUCUGAAGGGCCCCCCGUUCGGCCGCCCCAGUGCUCAAGGGCACCUGACUUCCAGCUCUGCCCUGUGUUUCGGGAAUCGGAGCACCUGUCUGUCCCGGCCAAGGAGUUUGUCAAGGUGUCUCUUUAUGCCUAGGGUUGUGUCCAUUUCCUCGUGUCGUUUGGUUCCUCCUCAUUGGUUUGAUUUUGUGUAACAGAUGGGAAACGCAGCACACUUGGCCUCCCCUGUGUCCCCGCCCCGCCUGGCCAGAGGGCUCUCGAGGGCUGUAUCUUCCCAGGGCUCUGCCGGGCACCACUGUCCUUGCCCCACUUGCUGAAAUGCACCGUCAUGGUCCAGGAAGGGGAAGGCCACUUCCCCCGUCCUUCUGACUCAGGCUGUGUCUACACAGUGCCUCUGGUUUGGAGACUCGGCUGUCAUGGCUGUCUGGUCACGUUCAGAUCGGGUGUUGGGGGAUGGUCAAUCUUAGGGAAGUUCCAAACCAAUGAGCAAAACAAUGGUGUACACCCAGCUUCAGUCUCCUCUCCGAUGCAAACCUGUGUGACUAUUAGGGCUUGGUCUUAAAACCCAAUUGAGUGAUUUACAAACCCAGAUAUUGUACAUUUAGAAAUGUUUUGUUAAAUAUAUAUUUUUAAAACAAUGUAAGUGGAAAUUCUGAUAAUUUAUGUGUAUUAUAUGUAAAGCUAGUUUUGCAAAAAACAUAAACUACUAGGAAAAUGUUUUUUCUUUAAUCGGACUUAUUUUAUUUAUUUAUUUUUGUUUAUAUAUUGUGAUAUCUGUUGUUCACACAGAUAAACUAUUUUCAUACUGCCCUGGACCAAAUCCCAUACAAGGUUCAUGCUGUUUGGUGCAUUCUAGCAAUGAACCACACAGAAAUAAAAUUCAGGGAGAUGAAGACGGAUGGAUUUCUGUGGAUAAAAGGAAUAGCUCUACACCAAAUCCUCGAUGUGUAAAACGGUUCUCAGCUGUUAUAAUAUAAUACGAGUUGUUUAGGCUUAUCCUUAGGAGAGAUCAUGGGAGAAUUUUCUCUUCACUCUGCCAUCUUUAAGGCAAUAAAUGGUCCUGAAACAGACGCCAGUCCCGAAUUGUGUGACAUCAGGAAUGAGUGGGGUAUAGGCCCUACCUGGGGGUAGCAUAUUGUCUAGAGUAAGGCUUUUCUUUGAGACAAAUGACUGAACUUGGAUUUUGAAGUUUAUUUCUUCCACAUGGUUGGUGAUUUCUGGUGGUGGCCUUCCCGCGGGGUGGGGAAGAGUCCCUGCCCUACUGAGCUUUCUGUAGAAGGUCUGAAUCUUUUUGCUGUCAGAAGCCUGAAUGACCCGUCUUUUCUCUAGUUGUUUACUCAUGUUAAGGGAGCAAUGACCAGGCAGGAGGUCUCCUUGCCCUGGUGCCCCUGGGCUGUAGCUGUGUUCUGACGGUUAGUCUCAAGCCCCUGGAUCCGCUGUGGACAGGGAAGGGUUUGGGUCGUGGCUUUGGUUGGUGAGGAGAAAGGUAAAAACAUCAAGAUUAGAAGAGAGAUGUGGAAGGGGCGUGUUCUGUGCAAGG
This is a messenger RNA of Lemur catta (Ring-tailed lemur), 3201 nucleotides long. RefSeq names its product chromodomain Y like 2 (gene CDYL2). The coding region runs from base 147 to 1670 and encodes 507 amino acids. NCBI's taxonomy places the organism in Eukaryota, Metazoa, Chordata, Mammalia, Primates, Lemuridae. The transcript is spliced from 7 exons. Gene Ontology annotation, cellular component: nucleus. The record is from RefSeq and is a predicted model, not a curated record. Gene Ontology annotation, molecular function: transcription corepressor activity.